Molecule: messenger RNA, 411 nt
Organism: Daucus carota subsp. sativus
Lineage: Eukaryota; Viridiplantae; Streptophyta; Magnoliopsida; Apiales; Apiaceae
Exons: 1
Coding region: 1-411 (136 amino acids)
Source: RefSeq, a predicted model, not a curated record
AUGUCUCCUCUUCUCCUACUCAUCGGCUUUGCCUUACUGUCCAUCACUAUAGCUCAAGAUCAAUCAAGAUCCCCUCAUGGUCUCACUUACUCCAGCCCAGAAGCCUUCUCCCCAGCUGCAUUUGAAUUUUUCCACCCGAACAAUCAUCAGCAUCCUAGCAUUGAAAACCCAUGCGCUGCAUCAGGUUGCCCCCCACUGCACUUAUCAGCGACUGUGCAGUCAAGCCUGGCAUAUGACAGCAGAUUCACACCAGAUCAUUACAGCCGUGGCAGACGAUUAACUGCUGCUGGCAUUGCUGGAAUAAUCUUUGGCUUCGUAUGUGUUGUGAUCCUGGCAAUGGGUAUCUACUAUGUCAUGACCAAGCGACAAGCUAAUAUGAGUAAGAGUAACACCGCUCAAGCUGAAGCUUGA